This is a messenger RNA of Choloepus didactylus (southern two-toed sloth), 1000 nucleotides long. RefSeq names its product natriuretic peptide B (gene NPPB). Lineage: Eukaryota; Metazoa; Chordata; Mammalia; Pilosa; Megalonychidae. Gene Ontology annotation, biological process: cGMP biosynthetic process; neuropeptide signaling pathway; negative regulation of systemic arterial blood pressure. The record is from RefSeq and is a predicted model, not a curated record. Gene Ontology annotation, cellular component: cytoplasm; extracellular region; nucleus. Gene Ontology annotation, molecular function: hormone receptor binding; hormone activity. The transcript is spliced from 3 exons. Bases 426 to 821 code for a protein of 131 amino acids.
CCGGAUGAUCGGGUUCUCCCUACCCUUUCCAGAAAUCACUGGGGGUGGGGAAGAAAAGAGAAGGCGCCAGGCUAAGCCCCCGAAUUUUUUCAGGAAAGGAGGAAGUGGGAGACGAGGGACCCGUUGGUGUCCCCCGCGCAGUUCCGCCCUGGGCACGGCCCUUUUCUACACAAGGCCUGUUCUCCCCAGCCUCCACCCCUAGGGAGUACUCGUCGCAGGCCCUGAGCUCAGCAGGCCGGAAUGCAGCGAUAAAUCAGACAUAACCCCGGAGAGCAGGGCCGGCCCGGGCCGUCAGCCCGCGCAUAAAAGCAGCGGUUGCCCGAGACGCCAGAAAGUGCCCGCGGGCGGCGAGGAGGUGGGACGUGAAGGCAGACGCAGCGGCGACAGCAAUCUCCGCCCGCUCCGCCGGCGACGUGAACCCCCAGAUGGCGCUGUCCAGGACGCUCCUGCUCCUCCUGUUCUUGCACCUGUCGCCGCUCGCGGGUCGUUCCCACCCGCUGGGCGGCCCAGGCGCGGCCUCAGAAGUGCCACAGACACAGUCACAGGAGCUGCUGGACGGUCUGCAGGACCCGGUCUCGGAGCUGGAGGCAGAGCAGGUGGCCCUGGAACCUCACCAGCAGGACCGCGGCCCGGCAGAAGCCCGGGAGGCCCGGGAGGCAGACCACGCAGGCGUCCACCCACCACCCCAAGACGCUGCCUUCCAGACCCCAAGCGAGCAAGACAAGUCCAAGAAGACGCGUUCCUCAAGCUGCUUUGGGCGGAGGCUGAGCACAAUAAACGUCCGGAGCGACCUGGGCUGCAAUGUGAUGAAGAAGAAUUAAAAGGAAGUUCUGGCCACAGCACCUGCAUCUGAUUCCCCCAGGGGAUCCUUCAACCCCAGGAUCCCCAUUGAAGUGACUCCUAUUUAUUUUUAUUUACUUAUUUACUCACGUGGCUGUUUUGUAUACAAUGGUUUCUUACCUUUGGGCACAAAGUGAAAUAAAGUCAAUGUUAUCACUUU